Molecule: messenger RNA, 1107 nt
Organism: Penicillium macrosclerotiorum
Lineage: Eukaryota; Fungi; Ascomycota; Eurotiomycetes; Eurotiales; Aspergillaceae
Product: Homoserine dehydrogenase
Exons: 2
Coding region: 1-1107 (368 amino acids)
Biological process (GO): aspartate family amino acid biosynthetic process; L-homoserine biosynthetic process
Molecular function (GO): NADP binding; homoserine dehydrogenase activity; aspartate kinase activity
Source: RefSeq, a predicted model, not a curated record
AUGGGUUGUCCUGUGUAUCUUGGCAUAGUCGGUGUGGGUGGUGUUGGAAGUGCUUUUCUCGAACAAUUGGAACGGCUACCAAAUCCCCCGAAGCUCAUUCUUCUCGCCCGUUCAUCACAAACGCUCUAUGCCCCAGAGCCAGCCUACUUGCCUGCACUACCCCUCUCAGGCUGGGCAGCCGCUGAAAAAACAUCAUCAUUGAUCAAGUCGGGUCCCUUGCCCCCAGACGAAAUAGCAAGGUACCUGAGUCUUGCGCCAGGUCGCGCUAUUCUCGUCGAUACCACGUCCGAUCUUACUAUAGCAGAAUCUUAUCCUAUCUUCCUCAAGAAGGGUAUAUCGGUGGUAACUCCCAACAAAAAAGGGUUCUCCAAGGAUACGACGCUCUUUAAUGAAAUAUUCGCCGCUGCAAAUGAGGGCAAUGCGCUGGUCUACCAUCAAUGCACGGUCGGCGGAACUCUUCCAGUUCUGUCAACCUUACGAGACCUAUUAGUGACAGGCGAUGAAAUUGUCCGAAUUGAAGGGAUUCUUUCUGGAACCCUUUCUCUUUUGCUGGGCGAAUUCAUGCCUCCCAGCGGCACAUCAGACGUAAAGUGGAGCUCUCUUGUCGCACACGCCAAAGAAAUUGGACACACCGAGCCAGACCCUCGCGAUGACCUGAAUGGUCUCGACUUUGCUCGCAAGCUGACCAUUCUAGCAAGAGUGGUCGGCCUUGAAGUGGAUCACCCAGACAGCUUUCCUGUUGAGUCGCUUAUCCCUGCCAAAUUAUCGUCACUUCCAUCCUCAACUGAAGGAGUUGCAGAGUUCAUGAGCCAGCUGCCCGAUUUUGACGCCCAAAUGGAUGAAGCUAAAAGCGCAGCCGCGACGAAAGGCAAAGUUCUUCGAUAUCUGGGUAGCAUUGAUGUCUCGACCAAGGCUAUCAAGGUCAGCCUCGAGCAAGUCGACAAGGGAACCCCCAUUGCCAACCUAAGGGGUAGCCAGAUUGUUAGCAUAUAUACUAAACGAUAUGGCGCCAAUCCACUGGUACUCAUAGGCGGUGGGGGUGGUGGAGAAAUCACAGCCAUGGGCCUGAUGGCUGACUUGCUGAAAGUUAUAGAGAGGAUUCAAUAG